GUGACGGAAAAAAUUGUGAUUAACCUUGACCGAUAUUGCGCAAUUAUUUCGAAUGUAACGAACGUGACUGAAGAGUACACACCACCCGUAUUCGUAAAAGAAGUAAUAAUGUUCUAAAUUUGAGAUUAAAAUCUUGAAGCCAAAGUCUGUAUGUCACCACAUUUAUUUAGAGUUAUAUUUUUUUAAAUUUUCCACCAUCAGACAAACCAAACCCUGACUAAUAACUGUACCGAGAAAUCAAUUACCAAAUUUGGGAUUUUGUUCAUUUACUACAGAUUUAAAUAACUCGGCUUAGUAAGAGAAUAUAAUUGACAUUGAACCAUAUGGAAUUUCUGUUUCUUCAACGUUUUAUUUCGAAUUAAUCAAGGUUGUACUGCCGAGAUCAAUGUAGCUCUUUCACACGUUAUAUGUACAGUUUGUCAGAUUUCAAAAUCAGAGCUUUGUUGUUAUACUUUAGUUGUGAAGUCAUCCUGAAAUAUUUUGGUUUCCAUGGUUCAUUUGUAUGAUAAUCAGUACCUGAAGUGUCAUUGUCACCAAAAUCACUUUUGUUGUCUGCACAGUCUUCAAUUAAAAUUUCAAUAUCUAUAAUGCAUGAGCGUAGAGGCCUGUGUCGCCACCAGCCAUUCUUUUACUAUUGCUGCAAUGCAUAGCUAGUGGAAUACCCGCUGCGUGUUGAAUUAAUCAAUCCUGUAUCUUUGACAACAGUGUACACUUCAUACAUUGUAACGAUUCCAAAGGAGUAUGCUUUCUGAAGAUAACGAGUGCAGCUAAGAAGUCUUAUUUAUGGUCUAUACCGUACAUUAUCGGCAUAGUCACUGUUAUGAGAAUAAUGGUAAAAACAAUACGAAUACAAAUUGCAUCCCUUUUUUCUUUCUUUCAUGAUUAACAUUACCAUUAAUUCAUCCUUUUGUUUCUAUUUAGGUGUUUUUAAUCUAUUCAUUACUUUAUUACUGAUAGCAACAGUGCUAUAAUUGUCAUCGUUAUUUUAAGUGUUAUUUUAAUUUUUUUUAAAAUUAAGAUUUGUUAUUACAGGCUUCAAUUAGAAAUGACUUAUCUCAUCUUGGUGUUCGGUAUUUUGGUGCUCGCACCACCCCUUAUAAAAGGUAAGCAAAAGAAAUAUUUAGCUACAUAAAACAGUAGGAAAUGACAACAUUAAAAUAUUUUUUUCGAUUGUCCUGGAAGGGCUGAUCCAAACUGAUUUAUCGCCCCAACCGUUUCACUUCAUGGUUCAGUGCGCUUUGUGGAAAAACUUCAUUAAAUUUUCAUCGAUGUUAUUUGCGAUCUGAAUUAAUCCAUCAUAAACCGGGUCAUCCUCGUUUCUCUGCGAUUUAUACGUGUACUUUUGUGGGAUCCAUUUAGUGAUUUUUUAAGUGUCAGUUAUGAUAUCUAUGUUUUUUACGUAAAAUUAAACUUUGCCGUAAUGACAAAAAUAUUGACUUAGCUUCUCAUAAAAUUAGUCGAAAUCGAGGGAAAGUAAGGGAACUUAUUCAAUUAUUUUCUCUUGUCAAAAUUCCUUAUUAUUAUCGUUGUUGCCACUACACCGCUGCUGUAGAUGACGUCGGUGUUUUUCAGUUUUUGUAAUGCUUCUUCCUUGCAGGAGCUCCCAAGCCAUUACCUACAGUGUACAUCCAAAUGGAUCUCAAAUACACGUGGUCUGAGUUUUGUCUUUUAGAAACAUAUUUCAAAACAAAAAUGGCCGAUUUGGUGCUGGAUGAUCACGGGCAUCAUCUCAACGUCUCGCAGAUAUACAUAAACAAUUUUGACGAAAACUGUCCCCCGAAGAACAACGUCGACAAAGCGUCACCAAAGUUUUACAUCAUUAAGCCAGGCGGGGCCUACGAUGAAGUCAAUAAAAAUGCAACCAUAAAAGCGUACGAUACUCUUCGUUAUUUGACUGAUAAUAAUCUUGGAAUACUUGCUGGACCGCUAUUUCAGAGAAAGGUAAGUUAUUAUUCUUACUGCUUUAAUAUAAGGAAAAAUGAAAAAAAAGACUGCUCUGUCUGUCAAUUUACCCGCUUACUAACCCAAGUGUGAUGUCGAGAGAAGACUGGAAAAGGCUUUAAUCACGAGCCAAAGGAGGGUGAUUUACAGACUUUUUAAGACUUUUUUUGUUUCAUCAAGAUCCCGAGAGGGUCAUUGACUAAGUUAUUUGGUAAAAAGUGCUGUUGUUGCUAUUGCCUUUCCAGGAUAACUACUUAUACGGGCUUUUAUCAUUUCUUUAUAUCACGUUAUUAACAGAUCGAAAAAGUGGAGGCCAAGGGUGAAGAUGCCCCACCUAAGCCAACCGGGUUCACAGAACUGGAAAGAACUUACAUCGCCAUUGGAAUUGCUUGUGGGAUUUUGGCCAUCAUUGUUUCAAUAGCAGUAAUUGUGGUGAGAAAUAACUUUAUAUAUCAUCUGUUCCUACUCCUUGUCCUCUCCUAUUUCCUCUCUCAUUAAAUAUUCUUCUCUUUACCCUGCUCCUCUGCUUUCUUCGCCUACUUAUCCUCCUUUUUCUUCUCCUCCUCCUCCGCCAUCCUCCUCCUCCGCCAUCCUCCUCCUUCCUUCCUUCCUCUUCCCUCCUCUUCCCUCCGCUUCCCUCCCCUUCCCCUCUUGCACCUCCUCUCAGUUCUCCAUGCCCUCCUUCUCUACGUCUUUUUACUGCCUCUUAUUUAUCUUCGUCUCCUCCUUCAUAGCUCAAAUAUUCUUCUCGACUUCUUCCUUCAUCUCCUCUUUCCUCCUCCUUCCCUUUUAUCUCUCUCCUCCAUAUUUUUUCGUCUUUCCUUUACUCAUUCUCUUUAAGUUCUUUCUCCUUUACCUCCUUUAUCUCUUUAAACAAUUCUGCGCAAAAAUAAUGCAAACGACAGUCGCUGAUUAUCGCGAUAUAUUGGCGAUAUCUAAGCGAUAUUUCAGUUGGGACGAUAUAUCAGCGAUACAUCGCGGGACUUGUUGUAACAGCCGUGAUAUAUCGCUUAUAUAAGCCAAACAAUAUAUCGCUACAGCUCAAAGAUAGAUCAUUCUCGCCUCCUCGAUAUAUGUAGCCCGUAGAUUUAUAAUCAGGUACACUUAAAAAUAUUUUUGUCAAGCAAAUAUCAAUUCAGGAAUUCAUCUAUUUCUUCAUUUACUUUAUUAAUUGUUUAUUCAUGCAGUACGUCAUCAAGAAUAAAAAGAACGGAGGUAGAACUAACGAAAAUAAGCCUACACGUGAGUUCAUUGGGGAAGAGAACAGACUACAUACCAGCCCUGAGUUCAUUGGGGAAGAGAACAGACUACAUGCCAGCCCGCCUCACAAUGUAAGUUAG
Pocillopora meandrina is the source of this 3281-nucleotide messenger RNA. Lineage: Eukaryota; Metazoa; Cnidaria; Anthozoa; Scleractinia; Pocilloporidae. The record is from the annotation of a GenBank genome assembly.